Panonychus citri (citrus red mite) is the source of this 2085-nucleotide messenger RNA. Its product is annotated as histone H4 transcription factor-like. Bases 236 to 1630 code for a protein of 464 amino acids. Gene Ontology annotation, molecular function: RNA polymerase II cis-regulatory region sequence-specific DNA binding; DNA-binding transcription factor activity, RNA polymerase II-specific. Gene Ontology annotation, biological process: regulation of DNA-templated transcription. The record is from RefSeq and is a predicted model, not a curated record. NCBI's taxonomy places the organism in Eukaryota, Metazoa, Arthropoda, Arachnida, Trombidiformes, Tetranychidae. The transcript has a single exon.
GAAGGUUUUGUUUACAUUUUUUGUCAACAAUAAGCUUUUAAUUUUUUGGCUUCUAAAUUGAUUGUGAUUAUUUUUUCUUCCAAUUAAAUUAAAUUAAUUUUCGCCCACUUGUUUGAAUGUUUUCUUUUCACCAUUUACACUGGAUUCUGGUCUGUAUUUGUCUACGGUUACGAUUUGGAUUUGAAAGGUGACCCAUUAAAUUUUCUGUGUUUUCUUAUUGUUGUUGAUUUUCAUUAUGGGUAAACAAAAAAAGAAACGCAAAGGACCUUACAUUGAUCUGCUCUGUGAAUGGUCAGGUUGUAGUGACCAGCAACAUGUGGAUGCAAGUUCAUUUGCGGAACAUGUUAAUGGACACCUUGACCAGAUCAUCAGUACCCAUGAAAAUGAGGAGGGUAAAUUGUUCUGUGGUUGGUUUGGUUGUGCGGACAAAACGUUUGAUUCAACAGAUGAGCUGAUUGUCCAUGUUUCAUAUCAUGGAUUUCAUACUAAACUGAUGAGCUAUGGGUCGGUGGUCAUGAAGGCGAUUAGUGAAGAUUUGGGUAAAGAGGUCACUUGUGGUAUCGAUGGAAGCACUCGGACAAUACUUCCUGAUCUUCCCAAUAUAUUUGUCUGUGUUUGGAAAGACUGUCCGGAAACCUUUUAUCGAGCAGAAGAUUUUUACCAGCACGUUGAGAAACACCCGUUUGAACCAACGGAUCCUUCGACUUCAGCUGAUGAUGAUCAAGGAUCAAAUGAGGAAAGUUCACCAGAUGAUAGAGCUCUGGUUCCAUUUGGACAUGCAACUGAUCCCGAUCCAUCCUCAUUCCUUGAUGCUGAUGGUGGCGAAGGUCCAUCAUUUUUGAACAAGGAUCAAUUUAAAUGCUACUGGUCAGAUUGUUCAUUCAUUUCUGAUUCAAAUUCUCAUAUUGCUCAACAUUUACGCAGUCAUACUCAAGAGAAGAUAAUUGCUUGUCCCAUUUGCGGUGGAAUGUUUUCCAAUAAGGGUAAAUUUCGUGAUCACCUUUUACGACAAUUAGAUGAUGAGGAUAGUAUUAUUGAAGAUCAAGCGAUAACCCUAAAAAUCAAUGAUCAAGAAUUCAUGGUGACAAUCACUCCCAACGGAAUUGGAUCACCAGGACCAAGUGGAUCAAUGUACCGAUGUGAACACUGUGAUAAAUCAUUUCAUUCAAGUUCCCUUCUUCGUGAACACAAUCGUCGCCACUUUCACAGUCAACAAUGUGACCUUUGCGGUCGAACCAUGGAAUCACCUUCAGCAUUAAAACACCAUAUGACCUAUCGACACAGUGAAGAUCGACCCUUUGCCUGCCAAUUCUGUUCAAUUCGAUGUAAAACCCGUUACGAUCUACGGAGACACCUUGAAACCCAUUCUAAAAGUAAUCCCUUCAAGUGUUCACUCUGUAAAUUUGAAUGCCGUUGUUGUCACACUCUAACCAAACACAUUAAAAAGUACCAUCAGUCCACAUCGGCGAUCAGUGAAUAUCUUUGCCAUGAAUGUGGCAGAAAGUUCACCAGAGGUAAUAACCUUUCCCGACAUUUAAGCUCAAUCCAUGGAUACACCUUACAACCAGGUCAAUCUCGAUUUACUUACGUUCGAGAUAGCGACGGAAUCUAUACACUUGAUCAAUCAUAAUUAGCAACUAAUCAACUUCACCUAUUGAACAAUUAAUCUUUCUAAUCAUCAACGCUUAUCAUAUAUUCAUACCUUUGAUUUGUAUUCACCUUUAAACUUUCAAUUCUCACUCAUUAUCACACAUACAAUCUCAUUGAGAGAAUUAAAAAAAUCUCCUCCUGAUCAAUCAACAAUUAAGUUAUGAGAUAUCAACAAUUAACUUUCAACACUUUGAAUUGACCACUGGACAUUUAUACUCAACAUUUUUGAUAGUCACUGUUACCAAAUUAUUACAUACACUUAUGAAUUAAUCUUAAUUGUAAAAAGUUGUUUCUAUGCAUCAACAGAGGUCGACAUGAACAUCAUAACAAUUAAUCUUAAUCAUUUACAUUUAACUGAAAUUGUUGGCAGAUUUUCAAGUUAAUCUACUUGAUUAAUUCAGACCUAAUAAACUAAUUAAUAGUUUAAUCCAAUCC